AUGUCCCACACAGCGAGCGCGGAUGGCCCGCCGUCGCUGGGGACGGCGCUGAAGCUACUGCUUGCUUUUACGGUGACCUACACUCUGUGGCGCAUCUACUCGAGGCCUCGUUCGCGGCCGGAGUUGCGGUCGGUUGCAAUCCUCGUGCUGGGUGACAUUGGCCGGAGCCCGCGCAUGAUGUACCAUACGGAGAGUUUCGCGACAAACAAGUUCCUGACAUACCUUGUGGGCUACGGUGGCUCGAAGCCUAUACCCUCCCUCUUGUCGAUGCCGCGGGUCAAGAUUUUGUACUUGAACGAGCAGCCAGCCUACCUGCGCGGACUUCCCUUCAUCAUUGCAGGACCCUUGAAAGUCGUCAGGCAAAUUGUCGACAUCUUUCAUACACUCUUCGUGCGCAUCCCCCAUCCGCCCGAAUUCAUCCUUGUACAGAACCCGCCUAGUAUACCCACACUUGCCAUUGUGUGGUUCGUCGCCAAAUUAAGAGGCUGCAAGAUAAUAAUCGAUUGGCACAACCUGGGUUGGAGCAUACUCGCACUCCGCCUCGGACAGGAUCACGCCUUUGUCAAAGUGGCGAAAUGGUUUGAGUCCUAUUUUGGUCGCACCGCAUAUGCACACCUGUUCGUCACUAACGCCAUGCGCGAAUCUCUAACCAAAGAAUGGAACCUCCAAGGACACAAGGUGGUACUUCACGACCGCCCUCCAGCGCGGUUCCAUCGCGCCUCACCCUCAGAGUCGCACGAGCUCUUUCAGCACCUGCUGCCCUCACUUUCCAGCCCGACUUUGACAUCUUUCCUCCCCACUGCCAAACCGCCGUACUCAACACCUUUCACUCACAUUCCUCCUUCCGGGCCCUCCAGUCCAUCCCCCGGAGCCGAGCAUGACUUCCGCCGCGUUUUCGACCCCAAUGACCUCAGCCCGUUCGGCGAGAAUAUCGCGAUGCCGGACUUGCGCCCGGACCGGACUGCGCUCGUGGUGACCAGCACAUCGUGGACGCCUGACGAGGACUUCGACUUGCUCCUCAACGCGCUUGCGCUGUAUGAGACGCGCGCCCGGGAGUGCGAGGACAGCGGUGAGGGCGACAGAUUGCCGAAGGUGCUCAUGGCCGUCACGGGGAAGGGGCCAUUGCGCGCUAAGUACAUGCGCAAGGUGGAGGGCCUGCAAACCGGAGAUGAUGCGUGGAAGUACGUGCGGUGCGUAAGCAUGUGGCUCGAAGCGGAUGAUUAUCCGCUCUUGCUUGGAUCAUCCGACCUGGGCAUAUCGUUGCACUCUAGCUCGUCGGCACUUGAUCUACCUAUGAAGGUAGUGGAUAUGUUCGGGUGCGGGCUGCCCGUAUGUGCGCUCGGCUUCGAGUGCCUAGACGAGCUCGUCAAGGACAGCGUAAACGGACUGGUGUUUCACGACGCGCAACAGCUCGCGACACAGCUCGAAAGUAUGCUACGCGGAUUCCCGUCCGCGCCGGCCCUUGCGGCCUUGCGCGCAUCCUUCGACCGCGCUGCGCCGCUCGCGUCGGCGAGCGCGGGGACGAGCGACUGGGAGUGGGGUACAUGGGCGGAGAACUGGAACCACACGAUGCGGCCGCUGCUAUUGCGCGACGUCGCGGGCGAGGCGCCGUUGUAAACUCUUAUUGUGCUAAAAGACUCGC
This is a messenger RNA of Trametes versicolor FP-101664 SS1, 1642 nucleotides long. Its product is annotated as mannosyltransferase. The record is from RefSeq and is a predicted model, not a curated record. Gene Ontology annotation, cellular component: endoplasmic reticulum. The transcript is spliced from 8 exons. Gene Ontology annotation, molecular function: mannosyltransferase activity. Lineage: Eukaryota; Fungi; Basidiomycota; Agaricomycetes; Polyporales; Polyporaceae. Bases 1 to 1617 code for a protein of 538 amino acids.